Messenger RNA from Aptenodytes forsteri (emperor penguin), 2572 nucleotides. It is a transcript of the gene ARMC9, whose product is annotated as armadillo repeat containing 9. The transcript is spliced from 24 exons. Gene Ontology annotation, molecular function: protein binding. Gene Ontology annotation, cellular component: centriole; ciliary basal body; ciliary tip. Lineage: Eukaryota; Metazoa; Chordata; Aves; Sphenisciformes; Spheniscidae. The coding region runs from base 30 to 2474 and encodes 814 amino acids. The record is from RefSeq and is a predicted model, not a curated record. Gene Ontology annotation, biological process: cilium assembly.
ACGAUGACACGGAGCAGUAACGCUUAACGAUGGGUGACGUUCUAGCUUAUGAAGCUGAGUUACUUGGACUAGUGAGAGAGUAUUUGGAUUUUGCUGAAUUUGAAGAAACACUGAAGGUAUUUACAAAGGAAUGUAAAAUAAAAGGGAAGACACUACCUAAACCAGCAGGUGUUUCCUCAAGAGAUUCAAAAGUUUUGCCUGUUCAGAAAGAUCUGCUUACAGCAUUUGAAAAUGGUGAGCAGAAAGUUUUCUUCCAGCUCUGGGAGGAGCACAUUUCAUCUUCAGUCCGGGACAAUGAACCGGUUGCUCAGAAGCUGGAGUUCUAUCUUCACAUCCACUUUGCCACCUACCUCUUAAAACAUUCUAUGGGAAAGCCUGACAAAGCUGAAUUUGAGGAAAGGAUUUCUCAUUUUAAGGCAUACCUGGAAACAAAAGGAGCUGCACUGAGCCAAACUACAGAGUUUCUUCCCUUCUAUGCUUUGCCUUUUGUUCCGAACCCCAUGGUACAUCCUUCAUUUAAAGAACUUUUCCAGGAUUCUUGGACGUUGGAUUUGAGGACAAGAUUGGAAAAGUUCCUGUCUCUGACUCUCAAAGCCAGACAGACUCCCCGGCUUCUCAAUUUAUUUAAGGAGAAUGGACAGUGCAACAAAGAAAUGUUGCAACAUCUUCAUCAACAAUUAGUGGAAUCUGAGCAUAGGACCAUGACCUACCUGAAACGAUUUAACAAAAUGCAGGCAGACUACCAUAAUCUCAUAGGAGUCACUGCAGAGCUGGUGGAUUCCUUGGAGGCCACAGUCAAUGGCAAGAUGAUCACACCAGAGUAUCUUCAAAGUGUUUGUGUUCGCUUGUUUAGCAAUCAGAUGAGACAAAGUGUAGCACAUAGUAUUGACUUCACAAGGCCUGGAACUGCUUCCACAAUGUUAAGAGCAUCUUUAGCCCCUGUGAAGAUGCAGGAUGUGCCAUUGUUGCCCUCUUUGGAUUAUGAGAAGCUGAAGAAAGAUUUGGUUACAGGGAAUGAUCGUCUCAAGGCCUUCUUACUGCAGGCUCUGCGCUGGCGCUUGACAACAUCAUAUCCUGGAGAACAGAGAGACACUGUCCUGCAAGCCUACAUCAGUAAUGACCUCCUAGACUGCCACAGCAACUGUCAGAGAAGUGUCCUCAAAUUAUUACAUUCUAAGAGUGAGGUAGUCAGACAGUAUAUGGCAAGGCUCAUCAAUGCUUUUGCUUCACUGGCAGAAGGUCGUGUCUACCUUUCUCAGAACCCAACGUUGCUGCGAAUGCUGGAGGAGAGACUGAAAGCUGAAGACAAGGAUUCCCUUACAUGGGAGAAUGUUCUGGGGGCUCUGCAGAAAUUCAGCCUCAGGCGUGCACUGCAGUCGGCAAUGAUCAAAGAUGGGCUCAUUUUCUGGCUGGUUGAUGUUCUAACAGAUACAGAUUGCCUGUCUGAUUACACACUGGAGUAUUCUGUUGCCUUGCUCAUGAAUCUUUGUCUGCGGAGUGCAGGGAAGAAAAUGUGUGCAAGGAUUGCAAACCAUGUGCUCAAAGUUCUCUCUGAUCUUCUUGGCCACGAGAAUCAUGAGAUACAACCAUAUGUGAAUGGAACACUGUAUAGCAUUCUUGCCAUCCCUUCUGUCCGAGAAGAAGCCAGAGCAAUGGGAAUGGAAGAAAUUCUGCGCUGCUUUAUCAAGGAAGGAAAUGCAGAGAUGAUCCGACAGAUUGAAUUUAUUAUCAAGCAGCUCAAUUCAGAGCCAUUAAAUGAUAGUAUUGUGUCUGACGAUGAAGAGGAAGAAGAUGAUGAGGAAGACCAUGACAUCAUGGAGGCUGAUCUGGACAAAGACGAGGUUUUGCAACCUCAACUGGGAGAGCUUGCAGGAGAGAAGCUGCUAACAACUGAGUACUUGGGAAUAAUGACUCAUACUCCAAAAACCAAGAAGAAGCUGUUUCCUGGUGUCCAUCAGAGUACAGAUGAGCCUCUCCAGAGACCUGUGACGCCAGGUUAUCACCGAACUGUGUGCCUAAUGCCAGAAAACGAUACCAAUUCUUGUCAUGAAAGGGAUGAGAAGCUGCAGUCUCUGCAGAGUGGUCAUCCUCCCAGUUGUGGUGGGAGCAGGUCCAGCAUUUCUGACCUCUGCAUUUCCCCUUCAUCAGUUGAAAUGAAGUCAUCUAAAGUGUUCUCAUCAGGCCAUAGGAUGGACCGAAGCAUCCCAGCUGAUGACAAUAUCUUGUCCUCCCGAUCUACUGACUUCACCCAGGACAAAGUAAACGGGCAAUUGCAUAGCGAAUUUCCCUCAGCCUUCACCAGCAAACCCAAGAUCCCUCGCACUCCUGAAGUGCGGAGCACCAGCCCUAGAAAGGGAAAGAUCCCAGCCAUUGCCCCCCAGUUCUCUCAGUCUGGACCCCAACAAACAAGCCACCCCAGCUCCUCAGGAUCAUCCACAAAGAGCAGACAGAGCAGCCAGUCCUACAGGAAGUGAGAACAGUUCCUUUCCUCGAGAAUCACCUGUCACAUUGUUGAAGGACAGAGCCAGCUUCCUGUAAUGAGCUUUACUGGCGACCUACUGAGAAGAGAGUG